AUGCCUCACGUCGACAUUUUGUUCAGCCAGUUGCAGCAGAGAAAAACCGAGCCAGCGCAAGUUAAAACGGCGAUCGAUAAUUUUGAAAAAUGUAUUGUCGAUGUGAGAAAUGAAAUUGAUGACAAAAUAAAUGAAGCAAAAAGAAUUUGCACUGAACCCCAAGGCAACAAAAGGAGACGACGUAAUAAUAGCAAUCACGAUCACCGAGUUGCUGCAUUAGAAGUAUGCGACAAUAUAGUGAAUUCUGCAAAUGACAGAUUUCAAUUCAAAGAUCAUUUGGUAGCCGCAUCCCUUUUUUUCCCGAACACUUUGGAGAAUACUGUGAUACCAUUUUCGGAACCUGCAGCGCCAAAAUAUGGUAAAGGAAAACCGAAACAGCAGGAAGUGAAGAUUCUGCUUAUAAAUGUGAGAUCCCUAAGAAGAAAAAUAGAUGAGUUGGAAGCCUUUCUUGUUGAUGAGGACAUUGAUGUACCGUGCCUGACAGAACAUUGGCUGACCAAAGAAGAAAUGGAAGUUGUCCAUUUACAGGGAUACAUGAUGAGAGGGUCUUCUGAACGGAAGGACUUCACAGAUCUCCUUCAGGGAAUUUUGAUACCUUCUUGGAAUCAAUGGAGGGAAUAUUAA
Molecule: messenger RNA, 624 nt
Organism: Acanthoscelides obtectus
Lineage: Eukaryota; Metazoa; Arthropoda; Insecta; Coleoptera; Chrysomelidae
Source: the annotation of a GenBank genome assembly